This is a messenger RNA of Exophiala aquamarina CBS 119918, 231 nucleotides long. RefSeq lists its product as uncharacterized. The record is from RefSeq and is a predicted model, not a curated record. Lineage: Eukaryota; Fungi; Ascomycota; Eurotiomycetes; Chaetothyriales; Herpotrichiellaceae. Bases 1 to 231 code for a protein of 76 amino acids. The transcript has a single exon.
AUGCAUGAUUGCCCUGUGUUCAUGAGCGACACCAUCCCGGAUAAGCAGCUGCAGAGACUACUAUUAUUGAGGGCAUAUGAUGAGAAACACAUGAUGGUGGACUCGGAGGUGGUUGAGGGAAACCAGCUCGAAGGCUUCAGUAAAGCCAUGUUGGCGGAUGAGAAGGUCAGGUAUAUCAACGUCCAUAACGCAGAACCUGGUUGUUUUGCGUUCAAGAUUGAGCGCGCCUGA